GGGAAUCAAGCAGUGGGCCCUAGCUGGACCGUUCCACUUGAACUCGAAAGUCUUAAAACCCUUCUUCUCUAAACCCUUCAUCUGUCGUUGCCCGAACUGGCUUCCCCUUCUCCUUUCAGUUGCCUUCCUGACCUGCCAAAACCGAAAUCGACUGAGAUGUGGAAGGUGUAUGUUGGAAAUCUGGAUUCCCGCAUCACGGAAAGGGAAUUAGCGGACGAGUUUCGCGUUUACGGUGUUGUGAGAAGUUUUGCUCUCAGUGUAUGGGUUGCACGGAAUCCUCCUGGUUAUGCAUUCAUUGAGUUUGAUGAUCGUCGGGAUGCAGAUGAUGCUAUUUCUGCAUUAGAUGGAAAACAUGGAUGGCGAGUAGAGAUGUCUCGGAAUUAUGGAAGUGGUCGCAGCAGCCGUGGUAGGGACAGCAAUGAAGUGAGAUGCUAUGACUGUGGUGGGACUGGACAUUUUGCUCGAGAAUGUCGCUCUGGAGGUUCAAGAAGUUCAUACAGGCGCAGCCCGAGUCCACAUUACAGAUCGGGCAGCCGCAGACGCAGCCCUCCAAGAAGCGAGCGUGACUACAGCAGAUCUCCUCGGCGUGAUAGGAAGGGUUCAUACACCAAUGGGAGUCCAGACAAAGAUCGAUGGGGCUACACAGAUUGACAAGAAACCAAGUGACCCAAUGCAGAUUGAGAGCAAGCAGCCGUCCCACUGUCAGAUUAACUUCAAUUUUUUGAAGUAUAUAAGUCUCCUCUUACCCAUCUUUACAAAGAAACUCAUACAUAACCAUCAUCUUAGGAAACCACGAGAUCCUCUAAACUGUCUUGCAGUUGUGGGAGCUUUUAAACCUAUUUUGGUUUCUAUAUACCCUUUUAUUUGAAAAACUAAUUGAGGCUGCACAAAAGUAUUUGGAUUUGAUUUUUACCUUA
Messenger RNA from Magnolia sinica, 917 nucleotides. Its product is annotated as serine/arginine-rich splicing factor RSZ21A-like. The record is from RefSeq and is a predicted model, not a curated record. NCBI's taxonomy places the organism in Eukaryota, Viridiplantae, Streptophyta, Magnoliopsida, Magnoliales, Magnoliaceae. Gene Ontology annotation, biological process: mRNA splicing, via spliceosome. Bases 157 to 651 code for a protein of 164 amino acids. Gene Ontology annotation, cellular component: nuclear speck. Gene Ontology annotation, molecular function: RNA binding; zinc ion binding. The transcript has 6 exons.